AGAGCUCUAGCCUCAAUAGAGGCAUGCAUGUGUAAGUACCAACUAGAAAAAAAAAAAAAAAAAAAAAAAUAUCAUAAUAAGUAAUUUUAAGAUUGAAAUUUGAAAUCAUCGUGAAAUACAACUGUUUGAUAAUUUGAAUUUUCUGCUUUGAAUCAAAGGCUUCGAAGCUCAAAAAAUGGAAUGUUGUACAUCAAUGGCUGGUCUUCCACUACUUCCUUCAAGUCCCUCCUCACAUUUAUCAUCUCCUGAUAAGAUUUCAACUAUAAAAACUGCUAAUUUUACUCAAAUUCCUUCAUGGGUAUCUCUCAAAUCCAAUACUUCUUCAAUCAGAAGUCCCCAAAUUCAACAAGGUCGGAUCGAAAAUAUACAUUUAGUUUCUCUGUCGAGACAAGGCAAGCUCAAGGAAGUUCAUGAUUUUCUCAAAGAAAUGGACGAGUCCGGUGUUUCGGUUAGUCCUCACUCGUUUGAAUGCUUGCUUGAAACGUGCGGGAAACUAAGGGCUUUAUCUGAUGGAAGGUUGAUUCAUAAUCGAAUGCGAAGAACGGUUGAAAAGUUUUCUGGGUUUCUUGAGAAUUGUGUUCUUCAAAUGUAUUGUGAUUGUGGGAGUUUCUUAGAUGCAGAUAAAUUGUUUGAUGAAAUGUGUGAGAGGAGCUUGGUUUCAUGGGUUAUAAUCAUAUCUUGUUAUGCGCAAGGAGGGCUGUUGGACAGAGCUUUUGGGUUGUUUUCAGAUAUGUUGGUCUUGGGAUUUAAACCGAACCAGUCAAUAUAUAUUGCGCUUCUGAAAUCUUUGUUGGAUCCUUCCUGUAUAGAGCUUGGUAAACAGAUACAUUCUUGUGUGAUAAAAGCUGGGUUGAAUCCAACUGUUUCAAUUGAUACGGCAAUCUCUAAUAUGUAUGUGAAGUGUGGGUGUUUAGAGAGUGCUGAGCAAGUUUUUCAGCAUAUGGCUGAGAAGAAUGCUGUAGCUUGGACUGGAUUGAUGGUGGGUUACACUCAAGCUGGGAAGCAAGAGGAUGCUCUGGAAAUGUUUGCUAAGAUGGUGAAGGAAGGUACCCAGUUGGAUGACUUUGUAUUCUCGAUCAUCCUCAAGGCAUGUGCGGGAUUGGAUGAAAUAGAAAUGGGGAGGCAAAUUCAUGGUCAUAUAGUGAAACUUGGGUUAGAACCUGAGGUUUCAGUGGGUACUCCUCUUGUGGACUUCUAUGUCAAAUGUGGAAAUAUGGAAAAUGCUUGCCGAGCAUUUGAGAGGAUAUCUGAACCAAAUGAUGUCUCAUGGAGUGCUAUGAUCUCUGGCCAUUCUCAAAUUGGUAAAUUUGAGGAAGCUAUUAAAAUUUUUAGUUCUCUAAGGAGUAAAGGGGUGCCUUUAAAUUCAUUCAUAUACACUAGCAUUUUCCAAGCAUGUUCUGCUGUUGCAAAUUUGAAUUUUGGAGCCCAAUCUCAUGGAGAUGCAAUAAAAAGAGGUCUAGUUUCAUACCAAUAUGGAGAGAGUGCCAUGAUUACUAUGUAUUCAAAAUGUGGCAGAUUAGACUAUGCCUUUCGAGUUUUUGAAUUGAUAGACAAUCCUGAUACUGUGGCCUGGACUGCUAUCAUUUCUGGUUGUGCUUAUCAUGGUAAGGCUUCCGAAGCUCUAAGACUUUUUAGGAGGAUGUGGUUUUAUAAUGUGAGGCCGAAUGAAGUUACAUUUGUUGCAGUUUUUACUGCUUGUAGUCAUUCUGGACUGGUUGCAGAAGCCAAGCAGUAUCUAGAAUCCAUGAGCAGUGAGUAUGGCGUGAAUCCAACAAUUGACCACUAUGAUUGUAUGAUUGAUAUAUACUCCAGGGCAGGGCUAUUAGAGGAGGCACUUGAAUUAAUAAAAUCCAUGCCAUUUGAGCCUGAUGCAAUGAGCUGGAAAAGUUUAUUGGGUGGGUGCUCAAUCCAUCGGGAUUUCAAGCUUGGAAAAAUCGCAGCUGAAAAUGUCCUUCAACUGGACCCAGAAGACACGGCUGCUUACAUUCUCAUGUUCAACUUGUAUGCUUUGUCUGGGAAAUGGGAAGAAGCAGCUAAUGUUAGAAAGAUGAUGGCUGAAAGAAAUUUAAGGAAGGAGGUUAGUUGCAGCUGGAUUACUGUCAAGGGCAAAAUGCACCGGUUUAUUGUGGGGGAUCGACAUCAUCCUCAAACAGAAGAAAUAUAUUCAAGGUUAAAGGAGUUCAAACUUUCAACAAUUGACAAACAGAAUGCACUUCUAACUGAAGAUGAUGUAUCAGACAAUUUGCCAGAGCGAAAGGAACAGCUUCUUGACCAUAGUGAGAGACUUGCAGUUGUAUAUGGACUUAUUUCUACAGGAAGUACUGCCCCUGUUCUGGUUUUCAAGAAUCUCCGAGCUUGCAAAGAUUGUCAUGAUUGGGCAAAACAUGUAUCCGUGAUCACAGGACGUGAAAUUGUUGUUAGGGAUUCCAGCAGAUUCCAUCACUUCAAAUCAGGUGUGUGUUCUUGUGGUGAUUACUGGUGACUUUGUACAUUUUGAUUUGGAUAGCCUCCGUUGCCAAGAUCACCAUCUGUAGGUACUGAAAUUAUACUGUUCUGUAAUAAUCUCUCUCAACUUCGUAACUUAUUAGUUUUUUUGUUUUAGUUAUAUAAUAUGAAAGAAGAAUGAUUUAUAGCA
Molecule: messenger RNA, 2635 nt
Organism: Cornus florida
Lineage: Eukaryota; Viridiplantae; Streptophyta; Magnoliopsida; Cornales; Cornaceae
Product: pentatricopeptide repeat-containing protein At5g13270, chloroplastic
Exons: 1
Coding region: 176-2482 (768 amino acids)
Biological process (GO): RNA modification
Molecular function (GO): protein binding; RNA binding; zinc ion binding
Source: RefSeq, a predicted model, not a curated record